UUUACUGCUGGGUAACAGGGGCAUCAGGGUGAAAGAAACUGCCCAUUUGUUUCUGCCGGCAGCCAGGAUCGAACCCAGACCCUGCGAUCAAGAGUACCAAGCGCUGGCUAUUCAGUCACGGCUCCCCCACUCCCUGAAGGGGGGGUGUGUGUUAGAUGCUCGCCUCCAACACCAUCACCGUCGAGGUCAUGGUCGACGCUCUCACCAUCCAAGUCACCGUCGACGGCAAACAGGUGCUGCGGCAGUACAACGUGACGACCCAGGUGUCGCCGGGGACAUAUUCUACAGCCCACCGCGGAGUUCACGUAAUCACUCUCCACCCAAACCGUGGCACGACCACCUUCACCGCCUACUACCGCACCUGGCAGCCUCGAGCCACCAAGGGCCUCGUCCACACCCUCCUCAGCCUCCAGCCUGGCACUCUGCUCGUCCUGGCCGCCCCCGGCGACUGGCGAUACUUCUUCGAUGACGACACCAACGACUUCCUGGAGAAGUUCUUGCGAGGCUGGUGGGUGGGCGAAGUGUGUAGUGGAGAGAUGUGGGCGGCGGUGGCCACGGUGGGCGGGAGGCUCUGGGCGGAGGCGGCCACCACCCUCAGGAGGUAUACCAGCAGCGCCUCCUCGCCUCUCUGGCUGACGGCCUCCGUGCCCAGAGCACCGCCAGGUGGAGGGUGCCCCUGGUCCCGCCUGCCGCACCUGCAGGAGCGAGCUGCCUUCUGCGACACGUACGAGGGGUACGGAGCCUGGUGCAGCUGUCUCCACCCGACCUCCCUCUCUCCUGAUCUAGCGCCCAAGCUGCAGAUGAAGGAACUCAUCCCGGUCGUCAUCGUUACCUCCCGACACCAGCAUAAGGUCCUCAGACAGGUGGAGCAGCUGUGGAGGCAGGCGGGGGGCGGCGCCACCCCCAUCCUGCUGGCGGUGGACGGGUUCCAACAAGAGGCGCGGGACCUGGCUAGGCUACUAGGACUGCCAGCGGUGUAUCACCAGAACCCAGCUCCUCCUGGGGACAAGGUCCGCAUAAAUGAACAUAUCAAAUUCGCCAUCUUUCAAGCUUUCGAUUUUUUCCCCUCUGCUGAUAAAAUUAUCGUUCUAGAGGAUGAUCUGAUCCUGGCUCCUGACUUUAUCAGUUACUUCCACCAGACUGCACCACUGCUGGAUACAGACAGUACCAUUUUCUGCGUGAAUGCCUUCAACUACAACAGCUUCGCGCCGACGGCCAUAGACACAAGCCGCCUCUACCGUGAGGAGAUCCUGCCAGCUUAUGGCUGGAUGGUCAACCGGCGCUGGGCUCUCCAGGUCCUCCCACUCUGGCCUAAGACCAGUCACGGUGUGGACUGGGACUGGUACCUGCGGGGGAUGGUGCAACAUGGCCGCGACGUGGUGACGCCGGAGGUGCCCCGGACGAGGCAUGACGGCAGUGGUGGUGUGCACGUCACCGGGUGGGAGCAGGCCGCCUACUUCGACCGUCGAGCUUUCAACACAGACGCCCACGCCACUCUCAAUAUAUCUUACCUGACUGCUGUCGCGUACGAAUCCUUCCUUGAGAAGGAACUAGAGACAGCCACGGUGUUGAAGAUCCGUGAACACCCCUGCGUGAGGGAGUACAUCCCCACCACCAAGGUUGGGAGCUUCCUGGUGUACUACUACGGCGAGGCUGAGAAGGAUCAACACCUCUCAUACUUCACACUCAUUGGGUGCCUCGGGGGGUAUGAGAAAGGACGCAUGGAGCACCACCACCUGAUGCACACCUUUGGUUAUUAUGGUAAUGCUGUGUAUGCUGUUGCUUGUCCCGGCUCACCCUACUGCAAAGUGAAGAAAGAAGACUACAGUGACCUUGUUUACCGAGCAAGUGAAAGUGACACCCGCCACACGGAGCUGCACAUGGACAAGAUCUUGCAGCGACAGAUCUUCCCAGUGAUGCGGGGCAGGUACAUUCCUCUAUCUCCACAGGAGGAGUUUCUCAUGCAGAAUCAUAUAACAAUAGAUAGUCCAAUAAUAUUUAGAGAAAUACACUAGUAAUAAAACUUACUAUCAAUGAAUACUAUA
Molecule: messenger RNA, 2045 nt
Organism: Procambarus clarkii (red swamp crayfish)
Lineage: Eukaryota; Metazoa; Arthropoda; Malacostraca; Decapoda; Cambaridae
Source: RefSeq, a predicted model, not a curated record